Messenger RNA from Amaranthus tricolor (Joseph's coat), 471 nucleotides. RefSeq lists its product as uncharacterized. The transcript is spliced from 2 exons. The record is from RefSeq and is a predicted model, not a curated record. The coding region runs from base 1 to 471 and encodes 156 amino acids. Lineage: Eukaryota; Viridiplantae; Streptophyta; Magnoliopsida; Caryophyllales; Amaranthaceae.
AUGGCUACUCUCCAUCGUAUUCUUCGUUAUGUUCGUGGUACUAUUAAUCAUGGUUUACAACUUUACAAGUCCUCUAUUACUUCUCUUUCGUUUUAUACGGAUGUUGAUUGGGAUGGUUGUCUUGAUACUCGCUGCUCGACGUCCGGAUAUUGUGUCUUUAUGGGUGAUAACUUAGUCUCUUGGUCCUCUAAGCGUCAGCCUACAAUUUCUAAGUCUAGUGCUGAAGCUGAAUAUUGUGGGGUUGCUAAUAUUGUCUCCGAAACUUGUUGGAUUCGUAAUUUGCUUCUCGAGUUGCAUUAUCCUAUUCCCACUGCUAUUCUUGUGUACUGUGAUUAUGUUAGUGCAAUUUAUCUUUACGGCAAUCCGAUUGCGGAUAUUUUCCCCAAAGGCCUUUCUAAGAUUCUUUUUGAUGAAAUCCGUUCCAGUCUCAGUGUUCACGAGCCUUCCGAUUCGACUACAGGGGCGUAUUAG